Messenger RNA from Sordaria macrospora k-hell, 747 nucleotides. RefSeq lists its product as uncharacterized. The record is from RefSeq and is a predicted model, not a curated record. Lineage: Eukaryota; Fungi; Ascomycota; Sordariomycetes; Sordariales; Sordariaceae.
AUGGCCCUCUCAACCGAAGCCAACAUCACCGUCAACCCCCCCUACCACCUCCGCGAUGGCGCCACCCCUUCCCACUUCACCCCCUCCAACCUGCCCUGGAUCACCGGCACAUGGCACACCACGCACUCAACCAACCCCGAAGAGCAAUCCAGCAAGCGCAACGCGCGCAUCUGCCUGUCCCUCAUCCGCGGCAGCAACUCCGUCUCGUCCGACAGCGAAGGCUCCGACUCGGACAUGGAGCCCGACAAGGACCGCAUCCUCGCCGUGCGCUCGUACCAGGACCUCACAUCUCCCGCGAUCCAAGAUGUUGGGCAGACCGAUUUGUUUCUUGACGAGCUGGACCAGGGUUUCACGCAAGUGAACGGGCCCAUCAUGCGGCAGCGGUGGGAGAUCCUUGCCUGGGGCAAGGAAGGGCAGCUGGAGGAGUGGAUGAACGAUGACGGAUCGGGCUGGAUUGUGGAUAACACGGGAGAGGCCAGGCCGGAUUGGAGGAAUAGCUAUGUGGUGGUGUACAUCGGAAACGAUCUGGGGAAGCUGAAGAACGUGGGCGAGGGCAUGAUUGAGAUCUGGGAUCGGUUCGGUCCUAGCGGUCCCCUCAGGGAGGAGACGGUGGAGAAGAUCAGGGAGGCAUUGAAGGGGCUGGGGGGCAAGGAUGAGAGGUUUGCCAAGCUGGCGCAGAGGUUGGAGAGGAUGAGGAUGGAUGAGGGGAGGAGCAGUGAGGAUGAUGCGAGGAUAAGGGGGUACUAG